AUGUCGGCCAACGCAUUGACUCGAGCAUUCCCAAAGGCGCUCAAGGAGGUCCGUCUGCACCUCUGCCAGACUGGCCAGGCUUCUGCAGGAGCGAGGAAAUUCCUCGAGGCCAACUACAAGCCCAUCAAGCAGUCCAACCCGGACCUUCCCUUCCUUGUCCGAGAAGCUAGCGGCACCCCUGCACGUGCCUUUGCUCGAUUUGAGCGUGGCGUGGAGAAGCACGUCGAGCUUGACGGUCUCAGCUCGGCUGACGUCGAGAAGAAGUUCGGCGAGUUGCUCUCUUCCUCAGCAUAG
Messenger RNA from Mycosarcoma maydis (corn smut), 294 nucleotides. RefSeq names its product putative nadh-ubiquinone oxidoreductase. The transcript is spliced from 3 exons. Bases 1 to 294 code for a protein of 97 amino acids. The record is from RefSeq and is a predicted model, not a curated record. Lineage: Eukaryota; Fungi; Basidiomycota; Ustilaginomycetes; Ustilaginales.